GUUGUCCGGUGUCCUGGUGUGGGAAGCCUGUCUGUGAUACCGGAGCUAAAGAAGGUAUGUUACAUUUCAUGCCUUUUUUCUGCCUUAUUUCCAUUUCAUUUGCAUGCGGUAAAAAGUCCACGAGGAUUAAAAAAAAAACAAAAAAAAAAAAACAGCUGUGACUGAGAACCCACUGCUUGAUGCUUUGUGCCAGGAUGGGGAGAGAUGUCGGUGUGGUUUUGGUCGUGAUUAUGCUUGGAGCUGUAGAGUGCAUGUUCCCACCAGGAAAACCCUUCCUGCAGCGCUGCUGGUCCCCUGACAAGGAGACAUUUACCUGCUGGUGGGAACCAGGCGCUGACGGAGGGCUCCCCACCACAUACCGCCUCUUCUAUGAGAGAGAUCAGAUGGAGGGAAAGCACGAGUGUCCAGAUUACCACUCAGCAGGAAGGAACUCAUGUUUCUUUAACAAGAACCACACCGCCAUCUGGGUAGAAUACUUUCUUAAAGUGGUAGCAUCCAAUGCCCUUGGAAACGCCACUUCAGAUACCCUGAAGAUUGACGUAAUGGAUGUUGUGAAGCCAAAUGUUCCUGGGAAUGUCACUCUGCAUCUGGAGGGAGGAGAGGAAAGCCCCAUCCUUCAUAUCAAAUGGGACCAUCAUCUCAACACCCGCCCAAAAGCUGGUUGGAUCACACUUGAAUAUCAAGUCAGAAUCAAACAGGAGAAAAGCAACAAAUGGAAUGAUUACAUGUCAGGUAGACAAACCCAUUUCAGCCUGUACAGUGUCACUCCUGGGACGCUGUACAUGGUUCAGGUUCGCUGUAGACUGGACCACGGCUUCUGGAGUGAGUGGACCAACACCACCUACAUUAAAGUCCCCAAAUUUAAACCUAAAGAAAAUCACCUGUGGGUUCUCGUUUCUGCCCUCACUGUCAUCCCAUUCAUAACAACAAUGUGCAUACUGGUCAUGAAGAGGAAAUAUGUGAAACAAUGGCUUCUGCCCCCUGUUCCUGGUCCAAAGAUAAGAGGAGUUGAUGUUCAACUUCUCAAGACUGGCCGGUCUGAAGACGUCACUAGUGCUCUGAUCAUCACCCAGAGCUUCCCACCCACAGCAAACUGGAAGAAUCAAAUGGAGGACUUUUUGAUGGUGUAUGAUGAUAAUGACGGGCUGCAGAAGUCAAAGAAGAAAAGCUUCAUUAUCCCGAAUGGAUUUCACCUGGAAUCAGAAAUGCAAUACGGGGAGUUAACAGUCAUCCAGAACAACUUGAAAAACAGAGGCAAAGAAAAGGAGGAAAUGGAUAAUUUUGUGAAAAGCAAUAAGUAUCUCUCAGGGGAGAGUUUGUCUAAUCGUAAAAUUCCUACUGAUGCCAAACAGUGGCCAAGUAUGAACAAUGUGAAGGCAAAUACAACAGAUCAGACUCUAUUAAAUCAGGGAAACACUGCUGAAAACACUGCAAACAGUGGCUACGUGGAUGUUCAAGGACAUGAAGAGAAACCGCAGGUGGAUUUGGAACAGGUGGACUACAGCAGAGUCACAGAGUGGAACACUGACAAUAUUCUCAUCGUCAAGAAAGAUGACUUUUGUCUCUCAAACAGUGACUACGUAGGUGUUGAGAGGCAGGGGGAAAUGAUGCCUGAUGACUACAGCAGGGUUAAAGAGGUGAACAGUGACAACAUGGUCUUCCUCCAGAAAGAAACUGACUCCUCUUGCAGAAAAAUGGUGCAUCACAAUUCAAACCAUGCCACUCAAAAGCCAAAAAGUCCCCAUGUGACUGACAAAGUGGAGUUGUGUACGGAAUUCUUUGAUAAUGGAUAUGUAGACAACAUUCCUUCACCACAUUUAAUGUAAACUAUUGUUAACAGUCUGAUAAAGCACUGCUUAACAUGUAUAUGUGGUCUAGAAAGAGGUUUUUUUUAUCACAUGGCAAAAAAAAGCUUAUAAAUUAACUGUGGUCCAACAGAAAAACCAAAUGUCCCUUUGUGUCAACUUUUUAUAUUAACUAAAUUAACUUUUAUAGUAACUUAGGUUGAACAGUCAAUUGAAAAUUUAUCAAAAUCACAGUGAGGUGCAAUACCCAAACAGCACAAGUAAAGGUAAAAUGUGUCUCAGUGAUAAUAUAUAGAGCAUUGUGGUGCUACAGAGAUGCCCUGAACUACAGUAAGAAUGAUAUUCUGCAAAUGUAAGAGUCCUUCCAUGCCAACUCACCAGAAUUUUUUCUUUUUUUUUUAAAUCAUGUAAAAACCUCAGCAACUGAAAAAAACCUAUAGCUCUGCUCAAAAGAUACUCUCAGUUCUGAUUUUUUUUAAAAAAUAUUAUUAUUAUUAUUAUUAUUAUUAUUAUUAUUAUUAUUAUUAUUAUUGUUAUUCUUUUGUAUGUGUAUUCAAAGCUUAUUUUUCACUAGAUUGAGUCACAGUCUGUAUGAAUGUCUGAGGAGGCCCUUAGGAAAAUGUACAACCUGAAAUCAUUGAAAUAGUUGAUAUUGGGUGAUUACAGUUCGCCAGUGAAAACUACAAAGAUUAACAAUACUCAUUGUCCCCAUUAGUUUUCACUUUGUUGUAUUACUAAUAUAGCUCUAUAAGAUCGAGACGUAGGUUGGUCCUGCAAAAUGUGAGUGCUACAGAUCUCACAAAAUACAUCUGCAGAGCGAGGAAAACACUUGAUACCUCUAGUAUUAUUUGAAAUGGCUCAUUAUCGUUAUCAUUCACUGCCAUGUAGAAAAAAGUAAAGAUAUUUUUGUACUCAUUUUGUACUGUAUCAUUUAAUAUUUAAUGUAGUAAAUCGGCAUGGAAUGAACUGAAAGUGCAUAAUUUUUUAAUAUUUUCCAAUGAAAAUACAUGCAAAAAUUACCAAAACUCAUGACUGACUCAUAACAAUAAUGACAAUAUAUCACAGUGUCAAAAUGAUUGUUUUUAUAUGUUAAGCAGUUUUCCAGUGUUGUUUGUAAAAAAGAAAUGCUUUACUUUUUCUUUUCUCCUUCCCUUAAAAACAAUGUUUGACUCCUGGGGGUUGGUUCAUUCAGAUGUUUAGAUUAGACGUUGGGUUCGGUGUCAGCAUAGUGAAAAAGAACUGAUGGGGUUUGGGAUAAGGCUGGUGUCAUGUUGAAGCACGUGUCAUGAGGAAACCUUCAACGCGACACUAAUCCACUCUGAGAUGUUCUUGGCUGCUCUCAUCAGCACAAUCCCUGAAAAUAAUAAUAAUAAUAAUAAUACAUUUUAUUUAUAGGUACCUUUCAGGACACUCAAGGUCACUGUACAAAGUUGUUAAAAUAAAUAAAACACAAUUAAAAUUGCACACAUACAUAUAUAAAACAUAUAGGUAUAUAAAAUGGCAGCAGAUAAAAGUGAAAUUAUGGAAUUGAGUAGACCUGUCUGAAUAAAUAAGUCCCAAGUCUCAAGACCAAAACCGUCACUUGAUCCCUUUCACUGCAGACAUUUUGUUUUGUAAAAACUGCCCGUCCACAGACAGGUGCUAUUUGUAACAUUAACAACAGCUCUGUUCCAUUUAUCUGCCUCUGGUAAAUGAUUCUAGGAUGUCUAAAGCAUGUAAUGUUUGCUUCUGCUUCCUCUCAAAUUCUGCAUUAUCUCACAGUAAAAAAGCCUCCCAACAUCUCAAAAUCAACAAUCACAUUUCUCAGAAUUCAUCUAUCAAAACCUAUUUUCAUCUCAAAGUCAAUUUAUUAGACUUCAGACUACAUCCUUUUUUUUUUAGAAGGUAUUCAUCCCAUCUUUGUGAAUUGGAUGAAGAUCAAAUGUCACUGUAACCUCAUAAAACACGCUUUUAGCAAUAACUGAAAUCAUGUGUCAUAAACUCUUUGCACUAAUAUCUAUCAAGAUAAAAUGAUGACAUGAACUUAUUUUACCUCACUGUGACAUGAUGUGAUGUAUGUCAAAAAAUACAGUUAUUGCCUUUUAUUAAAUUCCUUAAAAAUCUUCACUGCAUAUAUUUUAUGAGUCUGGAAAGACAUGAAUGUAAACUGCAACUUGACUGGUUGGUAGAGAUAAACAACCACAAGGGGCUAAUUCUACCCGUUUAUUUUUUAUUUUUUUAGAUGUGUCUUCUUGUGUAAUGAAAUGUGAAAUAUGAAAUGUAAUUAUUAGUAAAUGUUUUUCCUUCUCAUGCUCUAAAACGGUAGGACACUGUACACUAGUAUUUACAAAAAUACAGACUAUUCAAAACAGGAGUAAAUGUUGUGUUUGGUACAAAUUUCAGCUGAUUUGAUGAUGCUCUAGUGACUAAUGUAUUUACAACAGUAAGAUAAUUAAUGUGUGCGCUCAUAAUAAACCUCACUGCUCCAAUUAAUUAUAAUUAAGAACAUACACCCAGGUCUGAUUGUUUUCUGUUUUUACUAAUUUUUUGGAUAUCAUAGAAGCAUAUGUACACAUUAAUUCCCACUAUUUUGCAUUUAUUAGCAGUGAAAACAUAUUAAAUCAAUGUUGAAUAUUAAAUUAUAAUGUGUAUUUUUCAGCUGCAGAUUCCUCUAAGUGGAAGGUGGUUUGAAGACUGAUCAUGAUAAUAAAUUACACACAGCUACAAGAUUACAAAAUAAGACAGUACUGCUAUUAAAUACUGAUUAGAGUUCAA
Sphaeramia orbicularis (orbiculate cardinalfish) is the source of this 4559-nucleotide messenger RNA. RefSeq names its product prolactin receptor b (gene prlrb). The transcript is spliced from 9 exons. Lineage: Eukaryota; Metazoa; Chordata; Actinopteri; Kurtiformes; Apogonidae. Gene Ontology annotation, biological process: cytokine-mediated signaling pathway. Gene Ontology annotation, molecular function: cytokine receptor activity; protein binding. Bases 180 to 1826 code for a protein of 548 amino acids. Gene Ontology annotation, cellular component: external side of plasma membrane. The record is from RefSeq and is a predicted model, not a curated record.